AACACCCAAAGAAACCGAAGAUUACAGAGUUGGAACAACAAGCUCAGGAGAACCAAUCUUAAUCCGUUGGCGGCAUCCUCCAAGGUCGCAAGAGGCUAUAGAAACGAAAAACCUAAAGCCGAGACGAUCUAGCAAGCUUAUCGGCCACAGCGUUGCCUGCGCCUCGCUCAUAAUCGUGGUAGCCUGCAUUGAAGUGUUCGAAUCAUUGUUGAGAGGGCAGAGAUGGCUGUCAACUGAAUUGUUCACAUCUAAUUCAAACUGCCCGCUGAUAUCGUUUUGUUGAGCUCUUCCCAAUUCUCUAUUUCAUCGAUCCAGAUACUUGAUUCUUCCCAAUUCAAUUCCUUAAACACUACUCCGCCACGUACAACGUUGCCUUUCUCGAAAGGCGUCGACUUUGUUUGAUUCCGACGUUAUCGCUCUGCUGCUUGGUUUUCUUGUUCUUGAAUUCGAACACGGAUUUGGAGUUGAGGAGCAAUGGCUAUUGCGGCCCCUGGGCAGCUGAACCUUAAUGAGUACCCUUCAUGGGGAUCCAGAAGUGUUGAUUGCUUCGAAAAGUUGGAGCAGAUUGGCGAGGGAACUUAUGGCCAAGUUUACAUGGCUAGAGAAAUCAGAACAGGUGAAAUUGUUGCUUUGAAGAAAAUAAGAAUGGACAAUGAGAGAGAGGGGUUUCCUAUAACUGCUAUUCGUGAAAUCAAAAUUCUGAAGAAAUUACACCAUGAAAAUGUUAUUAAGUUGAAAGAGAUUGUGACAUCGCCAGGCCCUGAGAAAGACGAGCAAGGGAAGCCAGAUGGUAACAAAUAUAAAGGUGGUAUCUAUAUGGUGUUUGAAUACAUGGACCAUGACUUGACUGGUCUUGCAGAUCGACCUGGCAUGAGAUUUACAGUUCCCCAAAUCAAGUGUUACAUGAGACAGCUUUUGACGGGGCUUCAUUAUUGCCAUGUGAAUCAAGUACUUCAUCGUGAUAUAAAAGGCUCCAAUCUUCUUAUAGACAAUGAAGGCAAUCUGAAGCUUGCAGAUUUUGGACUCGCACGAUCAUUUUCUAAUGACCACAAUGCAAAUCUUACAAAUCGUGUGAUCACAUUAUGGUAUAGACCCCCAGAGCUGCUGCUAGGAACAACAAAGUAUGGACCUGCUGUUGAUAUGUGGUCUGUUGGAUGUAUCUUUGCCGAACUUCUUCAUGGAAAGCCUAUCUUUCCUGGAAAAGAUGAGCCAGAACAACUAAACAAAAUUUUUGAGCUUUGUGGAGCGCCAGAUGAAGUGAACUGGCCUGGGGUUUCAAAGUGUCCAUGGUACAAUCAGUUUAAACCAACAAGACCAAUGAAAAGACGUCUGAGGGAAGUCUUCAGACAUUUUGAUCGUCAUGCUUUAGAAUUGUUGGAGAGGAUGCUGACACUUGAUCCUGCUCAGAGAAUUACGGCUAAGGAUGCACUUGAUGCUGAGUAUUUCUGGACUGAUCCAUUGCCAUGUGAUCCUAAGAGUUUACCCAAAUAUGAGUCAUCACAUGAGUUUCAGACAAAGAAAAAGCGGCAGCAACAACGACAACAUGAAGAAAAUGCCAAGCGUCAGAAACUGCAGCACCCUCAGCAACACACUCGGCUUCCCCCCAUCCAGCAGCCAGGGCAACCUCAUGCCCAAAUGCGGCCAGGUCCAAACCCAAAUAUGCAUAGCUCUCAGCCCGCGGUAGCUGGAGGCCCUAGCCAUCAUUACGGGAAACCUCGAGGCCCCUCUGGUGGGCCCGGUAGAUAUCCCCCUGGUGGGAACCCUGGUGGCGGAUACAACCACCCAAACCGUGGAGGUCAAGGUGGAGGUGGUGGUUAUGGCAAUGGGCCAUAUCCUCCUCAAGGCCGAGGAGCACCUUAUGGGUCAAGUGGUAUGCCUGGUGCUGGUCCUCGUGGUGGAGGCGGUGGUGGUUAUGGAGUUGGAGGCCCUAAUUAUCCCCAAGGUGGUCCAUACAGCGGCUCAGGAGCCGGCCGUGGUUCGAACAUGAUGGGUGGAAACCGAAAUCAGCAGUAUGGUUGGCAGCAGUAAAACCGUGAAAGCAUUUCUUAUGACACUCGUUCCCAUGAUGCCAUGUUAAGUAGUAAUAGAAGAUUGGACAUAUCAUUGGUUGGAGUUAUGAAUUACUGAAGAAAUUUGAUAACAUUAUUCAAUGAGGAGUAACCUGGAAGCCAAGGUGAGAUGAUGCACUUGUGCAGUGAUUACUUACCGUGUCAAUCAUGGAACCUUUACUAAUGAGAGAACCUCUCAAUAAUUUUGUAGUUUUUUCCCUUCUACCUUUUUUCAUUUUUCAAUUUUUGUGCCGAAGGUCCUUUGCAGUAUGCCAUUAUCUAUAAUGUAAUCAAGAUGCGCUUUCGCACUGUAGAAAGUCUUGAGAAGAUACCACCUUUUAUUGUGUGUUAUGACAAGUUUUUCUUCGAUA
Messenger RNA from Prosopis cineraria, 2419 nucleotides. Its product is annotated as cyclin-dependent kinase C-2-like. NCBI's taxonomy places the organism in Eukaryota, Viridiplantae, Streptophyta, Magnoliopsida, Fabales, Fabaceae. The record is from RefSeq and is a predicted model, not a curated record. Gene Ontology annotation, biological process: positive regulation of transcription elongation by RNA polymerase II; protein phosphorylation. The transcript has 13 exons. Gene Ontology annotation, cellular component: cyclin-dependent protein kinase holoenzyme complex; nucleus. Bases 475 to 2028 code for a protein of 517 amino acids. Gene Ontology annotation, molecular function: cyclin-dependent protein serine/threonine kinase activity; RNA polymerase II CTD heptapeptide repeat kinase activity; ATP binding.